This is a messenger RNA of Cordyceps fumosorosea ARSEF 2679, 1131 nucleotides long. RefSeq lists its product as hypothetical. The record is from RefSeq and is a predicted model, not a curated record. The transcript has 2 exons. Bases 1 to 1131 code for a protein of 376 amino acids. Lineage: Eukaryota; Fungi; Ascomycota; Sordariomycetes; Hypocreales; Cordycipitaceae.
AUGGCAGAAGCGAUCGGUGUGGCGUCGGGGUUAGUCGCUUUGGCAACCUUUGCGUGCCAAUCCAGUGUCAUGCUAUACGAGUCGGUUUCUAGCUUCCAAUCUCAUCAACAGCGUGUACGCGAUCUUGCCGAGGAGACUGGCGCACUCGCCGAGGUGCUAAAGUCGCUUGUUGAUGCUGCUCGUGGCAACCCAGACUUGCGAAUCCCAGCACUAGCAAUUCCCUUGAAACGUUGCGCCAAAGCUUGCGAAGAAUUCAAACAAGAGAUUGAAAAGUUUUCCUCCAGAUCUAUUGCUGGCAGCAGAACAAGCUUUCGUGAUUGGGCACGGUUGAGGUACAUGGGCGAAGACGUCGAUGGCUUCAGGCGCCUGCUGUCCGGUUACAAAAUGACUAUCAGUAUUGCCCUCACCAAUGCGAGUCUUUUGAGCAGUUCUUCUGGUCUCGAAGAUGGCGAUGUGGUACAAAUCAGGGAGGAGCGCCAGAGCACAGAAAACAGCCUGCAGAUUUGUGCGGAGCUCUCCGACCAUAUUACUCAAAUCCAGCUUGCCCAAGCGCGUGCAAGGUUUAGUACUGGGGCGUCUAAGCCGAGCUCUUUAUCCGAAAGAAUUACUCAUGACGGUUUGCAGGAAUGCAAGGAGAAUUUGGCUCGUAUGGCUGACAAGCUCGCGACCCACGAGAAAGAGCUCUUUAACAAACUUGUGUGCAAAAUCACUGGCACAAGCGGCUCUCAAGAAGCCGCUGCUGAUAUAGCGAGGCUUCGUGAUGAGUUGGAGUCGGCACGCCAGUCGAUGAACCUUGUAUCCUCAGCGAGCCGGGAACUGGAGAAGAGCGUGAGCGUAAUCGAGAACCAUGCGACAGGAGAUGCUGUGCAAUUCAUGGUUUCGACUGAUGGCCAAAUUCUCCAUGGCACGAACCGCGGCCUCGGAUGGAGAACUAGACAGGUCGGCGGCCAUAUCGACGCCGAAACUGUGAGGCAGAUAUCACGGGACUUGAGCCGGCUGCCAUCUCAAGAAACAGGACCAGCGUCUGACGCGCUUUUGAGUGAUUCCCUCUCUUUCAAAAGACGUUUCGGGGAUGGCUACAAGUUGGCGUCUACAUCCACCGAGCAAAUGCGCCCACCAUCGGAAUCUUAA